Rotaria sordida is the source of this 399-nucleotide messenger RNA. The record is from the annotation of a GenBank genome assembly. Lineage: Eukaryota; Metazoa; Rotifera; Eurotatoria; Philodinida; Philodinidae.
AUGUAUUUACGAAUUAUUUCUGCACGCUUCAUUUCACAUGUUCUUCAUUUACUUGCAAUUGCACUCUGUUUUUGGAGUUGGGAACGUAAUGUCUAUGGUUGUAAUGAUAAUGGAUCAUAUAAUUCUUAUCGAAAUCAAUUAUUUGCUGCACAUUCUUUAUCAAUUGCGUUUUGUGUAAUUGAACUUGUACCAUUAAUUCUCGGAAUAACAUCAAUAAGUUUUGCUCGUUCAUUUUUAGCAAUAGUAAUUCAUGUAUCUGCUGCUAUUGGUCUCGUAUUUUUUCUUCUACAACAUCAAUGUGCUUUACGUAUUUGGCCAAUAUUUGCUAUAUGUAGUUGUGUACCAUUAAUAAUUGAAUAUACAGCAGCUAUUUAUAAAAUUGUUCGUCAACGUUUAUAA